Molecule: messenger RNA, 710 nt
Organism: Halichondria panicea
Lineage: Eukaryota; Metazoa; Porifera; Demospongiae; Suberitida; Halichondriidae
Product: cysteine-rich PDZ-binding protein-like
Exons: 4
Coding region: 277-579 (100 amino acids)
Biological process (GO): cytoplasmic microtubule organization
Cellular component (GO): dendrite
Molecular function (GO): microtubule binding; PDZ domain binding
Source: RefSeq, a predicted model, not a curated record
ACAUCAUGUAGUACAUGUACUGGUCAGCAGGUAGCUUAGGUACUGAGACAAGGAGUGCAAUUUUGAUUGAAUGAUGGCUAUUGUUCCCCUGUGCAUGAGCCCCUCCCCUUAAAAUUAUGAUCACGCCGCCCUCUCAUAUCCAUGUAAAAAGGUGUGUCUUAGUUGGUUGGGCGGGCCCUAAAAGGUGUCAAGUCAGCACAGCCUUUGUAAACUUCAUAAAUAAAAUAUAAAUCUUCAUGUAGAUAUAUCUACUGGUUUCACACAUACAGGAUUGAAAUGGUUUGUAAGAAAUGUGAAAGGAAGUUGGGUCGUGUGAUAUGUCCUGACCCCUGGAAGAGUGGUGCAAGAAACACUGUGGAAAGUGGUGGACGUUCUGUAGGAGAAAACAAGGCACUCACUGGAAAGAGAGCUAGAUUCACACCAUACACAACAAAGUUUGAAAAGUGUCGGAUAUGCAAGCAAGUUGUCCACCAAGCUGGGAGCCACUACUGUCAGGGAUGUGCAUACAAGAAGGGUAUUUGUGCCAUGUGCGGAAAAGAAAUAUUGGACACCAAGAACUACAAACAAAGUAGUGUUUAGUUGUUCAUUUCAUUUUAUGUUCUUCUGUUUCCCUUUCUUGAUCUCUUACUUCCAUGCACACUAUCUGUGAGCAGUUGCUUUUAGUUAACCAAUUUCAAUCUAUCGUUACAAUAGACAAUGUUCAUUCAAUC